Tetrahymena thermophila SB210 is the source of this 1923-nucleotide messenger RNA. Its product is annotated as transmembrane protein, putative. The record is from RefSeq and is a predicted model, not a curated record. Lineage: Eukaryota; Ciliophora; Oligohymenophorea; Hymenostomatida; Tetrahymenidae. The transcript has 4 exons.
AUGCAAUUAUUUCAAUAAGAUCAUAUCAAUAAGUUUUUGGCUAAAUUUAAAAAUGAUAAGCUUGAGACAUAGUUUCUUAACAGCUUAGAGAGAAAGAGAUAGAUUCCACUAUACUUAGUUCUUUUGGCUGAGGUAAUAUGGGCUGCAAUGAGAUUAAUAAUGGGUGUUGAUCAAUAAAAUGAGCUAUAAACAUUAUUAGUUUGCUCAGGAUUCAUGCUUAUAUUUAGAUUUACCCCUUCACGCUUUUAGAAGUACUUGCUUUUGAUAGGAUAGGUUUAUUCUACUUACAAUGUUUAGACCUACUUACUGGAGUACAAUUCUAAUAGUUCUAAGGAUAUCAGCACUUUUUAAAUAAAUUUUCAGAAUGGAAUGAUGCAAGUAAUAUAUUAUGUUUUAGAGAGCUAAAAUUUUGCUUUGGAAAUAAUUAGUAUGCUUACCAAUUUUUCAAUUCUUGUUUACUAUAUGCAGAUGCCCACAGCCUAUCUUGAAGUUUACAUUAUGUCGUUCCUUAUUCUAAUUAUUUGCAAACAUUAUCAAAAUGUAAACUAAAGGAGACUUUUCUUAAGUCUAAAGAACUUUGAAGAAUUAGAGAAAAUAAAUAAUCUUGCACUGUCUAAUAUUUUGUUUAUUCAACAAUUUGAUAAACGGACUUACGAAAUGAAAUUAAUAGAUUGCAACGAAAAAGCCAAAAAGUUUAACAUACACAAAAGCUAAGAAAUUUAUAAUGAUUUUUUAUAGUCAAUCAGUGUUUCAGAUUUAAAACUUUCAUCUUCUAUGCUGAUAGGUAAAUCUAAUAUCAAAAAACUUGAAACUUUAAAGGAUAUCUUGUUGAUUUAGCAUGCUCAUGUAUAUGAAGAUAUGGUCAAAAAAAAGGAAGAAGAGAAAAAAAAAUAAAAAAAGGAAAAGAAAUUAAAUUAAUAAGAAGAUGAAUCACUACAUCUUUUGAAUGGAGAUUUAAAGGUUAGUUGGACAGAUCAGGAAUCAAAGAAAAAAUAUAAGUUUAAUGUGAAAAUUGUACCAAUUUAUAUAAAUGAGCCACUUUUGUUUGUCUUUCUUGAAGAUAUCACCAUCUACUCAAAAUUCACUAAUUUAAAGGUGAAUAAGGAUAAUGAAUUUCUUCUUCAACAAUCAACUAUUUCCUUUUUAAGUGAUAAAUUACAAGAAAUUAUGGUAGCUGCGCAAAUAUCUGUCAAACAAAUGCAAAGAUAAUUAAUUUCUAUAAAUUAAGCUCUAAAUUUCCUCAAGAGAUAAGAGCUUAGUUAAAUUUAUACUGAGGAAUUUUCUUUGUCAACUAUUAUAAAUUAGGUUAUGAAGCUAUAUGAAGACUUUCCUCAAAUAAAAUAUAUAAAUUAACUUGUUAAUGAUUAAAUAAAAUCGUACAGACAAAUUUUGUUCAGUGUAAUUCUAGCUAUUUUUAGCUCAAUAAAAAAUCCAAAAGAGAUAAUGCAAGUUAUUACAAAGCCUAGUCAAAAUAAAUUCUCUACAGCAAUAAAACUAGAGAUAAUAAUUGGCAAUAUAGGUAAAAACGUAAUCUAGUACAAACAAUAAUUAAAUUUUUAUAAUUCUCUUAAUUACUCUUUAUUUUUUGAGGCUUACAAUAAUUAUAUCAAAAAUUUAAUGCAGAAAAUUUGUUUGAACAACUACUACAGCAUCGAAACUGAUUUAGAAAAUGACACAAUUACUCUUUCCAUAGAAAUUUUGUAGGAUUUAUAAGUAUUGAAUAAUUAAAACUUAGUUGAAAAUAAAGACUUAAAAUUAACCUAAUCUCCAUAUAUCAAUUAUACUGAAUCAAACAAUAAUAUGAUUACUAACUAAUCAUUUAUGCUAGCCUCUUAAUUAUAAACCCUACGUACAGAAAACAUUUCAUUACCUCUCGCUAAAGCUAUUUACAAUUUCCCUAAUACAAAGAUUACAAAUUUUUGA